Molecule: messenger RNA, 3064 nt
Organism: Psammomys obesus (fat sand rat)
Lineage: Eukaryota; Metazoa; Chordata; Mammalia; Rodentia; Muridae
Gene: Fcho1
Product: FCH and mu domain containing endocytic adaptor 1
Exons: 28
Biological process (GO): clathrin coat assembly; clathrin-dependent endocytosis
Cellular component (GO): plasma membrane; cytoplasm; clathrin-coated vesicle
Source: RefSeq, a predicted model, not a curated record
GUCGCUUUAAAAUAUGCAAAAUAGCCUGCGGGUGAGUGGCGCGGUUCAGCCAACCAGCGCAGGGUUCGUGAAGCGCCGCGGGGCGGAGCUUCUCCUGGCCACACCCCGUAAGCCGGGCCCGCCGCGGGCUCUGCAGGGCGCUGGGAAGGCGGGACGCGAGUCCGGAGCGCGCAGGUGGCCGCGGCGCGAGGCGAUGGAGAAACUGAGGCACAGAGCUGAAUGACUUAGAGCAAGACUGACACAGGACAGAGGCCACCAGGGGUCUCCACAGAAGCCAACAGGAUGUCAUAUUUUGGGGAACAUUUUUGGGGGGACAAAAACCAUGGAUUUGAGGUCCUCUACCAUUGUGUGAAGCAGGGUCCUGUGGCCACCAAGGAGCUGGCUGACUUCAUUAGAGAAAGGGCCAGCAUUGAAGAGACAUACUCGAAGGCCAUGGCCAAACUGUCCAAGCUGGCCAGCAACGGGACGCCUAUGGGGACCUUUGCCCCACUCUGGGAGGUCUUCCGUGUGUCCUCGGACAAGCUGGCCCUGUGCCACCUGGAGCUGACUCGGAAGCUGCACGACCUCCUCAAGGAUGUGCUCCGCUAUGGCGAGGAGCAGCUCAAGGCCCACAAGAAGUGUAAGGAGGAGGUUCUGGGCACUGUGGAUGCAGUGCAGGUGUUGGCAGGCGUGGGUCAGCUCCUGCCAAAGUCUCGCGAGAAUUACUUGAGCCGCUGCAUGGACCUGGAGCGGCUGCGCAGGGAGAACACCAGCCAAAAGGAGAUGGACAAGGCGGAAACGAAAAGCAAGAAGGCUGCCGACAGCCUUAGGCGCUCCGUGGAUAAGUACAACUCAGCCCGCGCAGACUUCGAGAUCAAGAUGCUUGACUCUGCGCUGCGCUUUCAGGCCAUGGAGGAGGCACACCUGCAGCACAUGAAGGCCUUGCUGGGCUCCUAUGCGCACUCCGUGGAGGACACCCACGUGCAGAUUGGGCAGGUGCAUGAGGAAUUUAAGCAGAAUGUGGAAAAUGUGACUGUGGACAUGCUGCUCAGGAAGUUUGCAGAGAGCAAGGGCACUGGGCGGGAGAAACCGGGGCCUCUGGACUUCGAAGCAUACAGCUCAGCGGCCCUGCAGGAAGCAAUGAAACGUCUCCGAGGAGCCAAGGCCUUCCGCCUUCCAGGACUGAGCCGGAGGGAGCCCCGUGCAUCUGUUGACUUCCUGGAGUCUGAUUUGGGGGUUCCUCCCGAGGUGGAUGACGAAGGCUUCAGUGUGCGCCCCGAUGUGUCUCAGAACAAUAUCCUUUAGGUGACUGUUGGCCCAUGUGCGGCCGCGCCCCCGCGGUUCUCCUCUAGUGACUCAGAUUUUGACGAUGAGGAGCCCAGAAAGUUCUACGUGCACAUCAAGCCCGCCCCCAUGCGUGCUGUGGCCUGCAGCUCCGAGGCUGCAGCUGCCCAGCUCAGGGCCACAGCUGGCAGCCUCAUCCUCCCUCCAGGCCCAGGGGGCACCAUGAAACGUCACUCCUCACGGGAUGCUUCUGGGAAGCCGCAGAGACCUCGGUCGGCCCCACGCACGGGCAGCUCUGUGGAGAAGCCAUUGGCCUCUGAGGAACCACUGUCCAAGAGCCUCUUUGGGCCGCCACUGGAGUCUGCCUUCGACCACGAGGACUUCACGGGCUCCAGCAGCCUGGGCUUCACAUCCAGCCCUUCUCCUUUCUCAUCCUCUUCCCCUGAGAACGUGGAGGACUCAGGCCUGGACUCUCCGUCACACGCUGCCCCUGGCCCAUCCCCUGAGUCCUGGGUCCCCCGGCCGAGCACCCCACAGAGUCCACCCACCUGCAGGGCACAGCAUUCCGAAGCCAGGGGACCAAUGCCCCGUGCGCCUUCCCCAGGUCCGUGGGGGCCAGAGGGAGGUACAGACCCCACGUCAACCGCUGACCCCACCAGGGAAGGCCUGGCUGCGCCACCAAGGAGGCCUCGGUCAAGGAAGGUGUCCUGUCCACUCACCAGGAGCAAUGGCGACUUGUGCCGGUCACUCAGCCCCUCCCCGCUGGGAUCUUCUGCCCCCGGCAUCACCCCGGAUCGGCCCAGCUUCUCCACCCAGAUGGGACAUGGCAUCUCCCGAGGCCCCAGCCCUGUGGUUCUAGGCUCUCAGGACACCCUGCCGGUGGCCACGGCCUUCACUGAGUAUGUCCAUGCCUAUUUCCGAGGCCACAGCCCCAGUUGCCUGGCUCGAGUCACCGGGGAGUUGACCAUGACCUUUCCUGCGGGAAUCGUGCGUGUGUUCAGUGGGACCCCGCCCCCGCCCGUCCUCAGCUUCCGGCUGGUGCACACGGCCCCUGUGGAACACUUCCAGCCCAACGCUGACCUGAUCUUCAGUGACCCCUCCCAGAGUGACCCAGAGACCAAAGACUUCUGGCUGAACAUGGCUGCGCUGACGGAGGCCCUGCAGCACCAGGCGGAGCAGAACCCCACCGCCUCCUACUACAACCUAAUGCUGCUGCGGUACCAGUUCUCCCGCCCUGGACCCGAGUCAGUGCCCCUGCAAAUGAGCGCCCACUGGCAGUGCGGGCCCACGCUCACGAGGGUCUCGGUGGAGUACAGCUACCGUGCAGGCGCCACCGCCGUGUCCACACCGCUCACUAACGUCCAGAUCCUGCUGCCCGUGGGGGAGCCAGUGACCAGUGUGCGCCUGCAGCCUGCUGCUACUUGGAACACAGAGGAAAAGAGGUUCACAUGGAAGCUUCCAGAUGUGUGUGAGGCAGGGGGCUCAGGCCACCUGUCUGCCAGCUGGCAGCCUCAGUCGGGACCCAGUACCCCAAGCCCGGUGGCCGCUCAGUUCACCAGCGAGGGCGCCACGCUGUCCGGCCUGGACCUGGAGCUGCUGGGUGGCGGCUACCGCAUGUCCCUGGUAAAGCGGAGAUUCGCUACAGGGAUGUACCUCGCCAGCUGCUGAGGUGCUCACCCUCUUGCCGAGGCUCCCCUGGGCAGGACUCUGGACAGGCGUCUCCAUCCUAGCCUGGCUGAGCCAACUGCUCCGUCCUCAAGCAGGCCCUGGCCUUUUAGUAUUCUUUAAAUAAAGUUUUCUA